AUGCAGCUCCUCACUACGCGCCUUGCCAGGCCGCUCCUCAGCAAGCCGCUCUCCUCCCCCUCGAGGACCUUUUCCACUCUUUCGCCUCUCCGCCCGGCCCUCUCUCCCUUCCGCCAACGCGCCGGCACCAGCCCCUUUGUCCUCGCCAACACCGGCUUCGCGCCUACGCCUGCCGCCGCCGCCGCCGCUCCCUCCGACAUCGUUCCCUCGAGCGCCGUCUCGUCGCACCCGGCCUUGAGCGGCCUGCAGCUGCGCUUCGGCCCGCGCAACACCAUGAAUGGCCACACGCGCCUCAUCCAGAAGCGGCGGCACGGCUUUCUCCACCGCAUGCGCUCCAAGACGGGGCGUAGGAUCUUGCUGAGGAGGAAGUUGAAGGGCCGCCGCCAGCUCGGGUGGUAG
Messenger RNA from Hirsutella rhossiliensis, 399 nucleotides. RefSeq names its product ribosomal protein l34 domain-containing protein. NCBI's taxonomy places the organism in Eukaryota, Fungi, Ascomycota, Sordariomycetes, Hypocreales, Ophiocordycipitaceae. Gene Ontology annotation, biological process: translation. Bases 1 to 399 code for a protein of 132 amino acids. Gene Ontology annotation, cellular component: ribosome. The transcript is spliced from 2 exons. The record is from RefSeq and is a predicted model, not a curated record. Gene Ontology annotation, molecular function: structural constituent of ribosome.